GACUGCGCGGCCGGACGUCAAGGCAGCGGCGGGGAAGGCAGAGCGUGCUGCGUCCAUCGAGAGUGCGCGCGCAACGGCUCCACUCCUGCAGGAGCGCGCUCCCUCAGGAAAAAUGCAGAAUUCUUUCUCCUCUGUUAGUAGCGCCGAUCGUGUGCGCUCAUUGCCUCCUGGAUUUGCAUCACUCCCUAGAGGCGUGGUGUGGAGCGGCGUGGCGACGACGUGUCUUCGUGUGUCGUAACUCAAGCUGAGCGAACGAACGGGAGGCAAAGGAAGAAUUUAGCAGACACGUUGACGAAUGUGUGUGCCGGCGGCCGGGUGGUACGGUCAGAAGAGGCAACUAAGUUAUGCGCAAUGCACGCGUCACCACAUUGUGCAUGGAUUUCUUUACCUUUCUGUUCAGUGACAACCGGAUACAAGAUCGCACCCACUUUUUCUCGGCUCUCUGGGAACAUCACGGAAACUUACUGGACCAUGCACACAAUAUGCCUGCUCUUAUAAGCUCAGAGCGCGACACGGAGCUGCAUCUGCAAACUCUACGCGGCAUCGAUAGAUCGAUAAACAACACGUUACGUCGAUUAUCGCUCAGUGAUCGCAAUCAGCGCCAUGACCAUCGCACGAAGAUGCGGCGCCAACGUCGCCGGCGCUACCAACAUUAAAGUAGACAGACGACCAUGACUAUUCUGCGCCUUUUCAUAAGAGAACAGACAACAAAUAAUGACAAACUCAUGAACUAUACCGCCGUAUGGACAAAAAAAUCCGGUUACCAUUCGCUUAGUUCUGAGGAAUCAUAUCAACCUCAGUACUCUUUAGAUUAAAAGAUUUUAAUAAUUCAAUGAACAAUAGGAAAAUGUACUCUAGUUGUUAAAAGGCUAUUCGGCACGAAAAAUAAGUUUUUUCUCCGCCGCUAGAAGCAGUAGCACGGUAAAGAUAAUGCCUGACAUUUUGAAGAAGGCGGAAAACUUUGAGGUACUCCAAAGAUUUUGAGGAAAGGUAUGAUCAGCUUUCGAGGCGCAGCUUUAAAGUUUCGCGAAAUAUGUGUAUUAGCAAACGGUUGAAUAUUGUUGAAUAUAAGAUAUAUUUUUGAAUGGGCGAAUAUUGUUGAAUAUGCGCGAAUAUGAAUGAUGUCUAACCAAUUACCGCAAGCUUGUAUACUGAAUAUUCAAAGUUGUUAAUCCCUCGCACUUCUGUGCGAAAUCAGGCACAAACUCGUAAAAUGCUGGAUGACGAAUUUCUCUGAGCUAUCAGAAGCCUUUUUUCGCGGUUAGUCGAGCUGUUUCCCUUUACUGUUUUUAGGCGUAUCUCGCGGUUUGUAAAGCGGCAGCUGUCUCUAUUGGUGGUAGGAAGUGCUGCGGGAUAGAAAUGGAGCCGAUUGAUGCCGUGAAGCAGCUGCCGAUGAGAUAACACGACGCGUUCACGUGACCCUGUCCUUUUUCUUCGUUUCCCUCACGCUUGGGCCGGUCUCGCAGUGCGCCCUGACUCACAAGUAGGCACACUGUUGAACCGAUACGAGUUCCUGAAAGGAAAGGUUGGACAGUACCAAGUCCAACCUCUCUGUUUAAAAAUAGGCGAGAAAGCGCUAGAAAUAAAAUUUCUUAAAUAUCAUAUUUUCCUCAAAAGCUACUAGAUUUGCAUACGCCACGCAAGGAAGGUCAGUGCAUACAGACAGACAAGCAGAACGAUUUUUUGUCGGUUACACUGGAAACGCAAGUGUGUGAAUGUCGCACACUUGCAGGUGUGUGAAUAUUUAUUCGUACACUUAGGGGUUAGACGUGUGAAUUUUCUAGGAAAAAUUCACACGUUUACCCCCAUAAGUGUACGAAUAGAUGUUCAAAAACCUGCAAGUGUGCGACAUUCACACUCUUGCGUUUCCAGUGAUGUGGAAUAAUAAUGGACUUUUGACAUAGCUCAGCCAACAAAUUCGUUUCACUUAACACUCUUGUAAGUCUUGUCUCAUGCAAUGGGCUGGCUAGUGCUGCCAUCACGUGGUCAGGAGACUAACUGACCGUCGGGGUCGGGGCGUUGGUUGUCCAGCCAGCGAUGCGGUAGCCGACGAGGCUUGCGUUGCUUCUGGAAGGCGAUGACCUUCACACUGCCGGGCCAGGCCGUCGCCUGCCUUGCUGGCGGCAGGCUCGGGUGCGAAAUCUCUCCCCUCGGAACAGAUGCACACGUCACACUUGGCCGGAUACCCCUCUGCCACCACCUUACACACGCAUCGCGGUCCUGCCGAAAACACCUCUCGAGCCUCGAGUAACUUUAAGUCGGCGCGACAGCUGCAACCUAACACCAACUUUGUCACCUCCGGCUGUGCGAGGGACUCGCCCCGCUCGCUUUGCCUGCCGUCCUGCGUCCGGAAACUCGAUAUUUAAACUGGACCAGCUCUACGACAUGAGUCGUAAUCUGCUUCCUUUAGAACGGCAGCAAUAUCGACGCCAUAUGGCACACUCACCGGAAACCAACUGCGGUGCGUUGUAUGCUUUUUACUUUAAUAAAAACCCCUGUUGUGUUUCUGUUUUA
Messenger RNA from Frankliniella occidentalis (western flower thrips), 2514 nucleotides. RefSeq lists its product as uncharacterized. Bases 345 to 656 code for a protein of 103 amino acids. Lineage: Eukaryota; Metazoa; Arthropoda; Insecta; Thysanoptera; Thripidae. The transcript has 3 exons. The record is from RefSeq and is a predicted model, not a curated record.